This is a messenger RNA of Mesoplodon densirostris (Blainville's beaked whale), 1470 nucleotides long. RefSeq names its product carnosine dipeptidase 1 (gene CNDP1). Gene Ontology annotation, cellular component: cytosol. Gene Ontology annotation, molecular function: metallodipeptidase activity. The record is from RefSeq and is a predicted model, not a curated record. NCBI's taxonomy places the organism in Eukaryota, Metazoa, Chordata, Mammalia, Artiodactyla, Ziphiidae. Gene Ontology annotation, biological process: proteolysis. The coding region runs from base 16 to 1470 and encodes 484 amino acids. The transcript has 11 exons.
CUGCUGGACGGAGGCAUGUUCUCACCAUCCUCCCCACCCACCGGGCUGCUAGAGAAGGUCUUCCAAUACAUCGAUCUCCAUCAGGAUGAAUUUGUACAGACGCUGAAGGAGUGGGUGGCGGUCGAGAGCGACUCGGUUCAGCCCACGCUGCGCCUCCGACAAGAGCUGCUCAGGAUGAUGGGCCUGGCUGCAGACCGGCUCCGGCACCUGGGAGCCCACGUGGACUUGGUGGACGCGGGUUUUCAGCAGCUGCCUGAUGGUCAGAGCCUCCCGAUAGCCCCCAUCAUCCUGGCCGAACUGGGGAGUGAUCCCAAGAAGCCCACCGUGUGCUUCUACGGCCACUUGGACGUGCAGCCUGCCAGACAGGAGGAUGGGUGGGUCACGGACCCUCACACGCUGACGGAGGUGGACGGAAAAUUGUAUGGCCGAGGAACGACAGACAACAAAGGCCCUGUUUUAGCGUGGAUCAACGCUGUGAGCACAUUCAGAGCCCUGGACGAGGAUCUGCCCGUGAACGUCAAAUUUAUCAUCGAGGGGAUGGAGGAGGCUGGUUCUCUUGCCCUGGAGGAACUUGUCCAGAAAGAGAAGGCCGGGUUCUUCUCAAGCGUAGACUACAUCGUGAUUUCAGACAACCUGUGGAUCAGCCAGAGGACGCCCGCGCUCACGUAUGGGACGCGAGGGAACAGCUACUUCACGGUGGAGGUGAAGUGCAGAGACCAGGACUUCCACUCGGGGACCUUUGGUGGAAUCCUUAACGAACCGAUGGCAGAUCUGGUCGCUCUUCUUGGCAGCCUGGUAGACUCUUCUGGUCGAAUUCUGAUCCCUGGAAUCUAUGACCACGUGGCUCCUGUUACAGAGGAGGAAAAGAGAACGUAUAAAGCCAUCGAUCUGGACCUCGAGGAGUACCAGAACAGCAGCCAGGUUAAGAAAUUUCUGUUUGACACCAAGGAGGAACUUCUAAUGCGCCUGUGGAGAUACCCAUCUCUUUCUAUUCAUGGGAUCGAGGGCGCGUUCCAUGAGCCUGGAGCCAAAACAGUCAUCCCUGGCCGAGUGAAAGGAAAAUUUUCAAUCCGUCUAGUCCCUCACAUGAAUCUGUCUGUGGUGGAGAAGCAGGUGAAGCAGCAUCUUGACUCUAUAUUCUCCAAAAGAAAUAGCUCCAACCAGAUGACUGUAUCUAUGACACUAGGACUACACCCGUGGAUUGCAAAUAUUAGAGAUAAUCAGUAUCUUGCGGCAAAAAGAGCCAUCAAAACAGUGUUCGGGACAGAGCCAGACAUGAUCCGAGAUGGAUCAACCAUACCCGUUGCCAAAAUAUUCCAGGAUACCAUCCAGAAGAGUGUGAUGAUGCUCCCGCUGGGCGCUGUUGACGACGGAGAGCACUCUCAGAAUGAGAAAAUCAACAGGUGGAAUUACAUAGAGGGAUCCAAAGUAUUUGCUGCCUUUUUCCUAGAGAUGGCUAAGCUGCAUUAA